This is a messenger RNA of Nicotiana attenuata, 3352 nucleotides long. RefSeq names its product homeobox-leucine zipper protein ATHB-14-like. The record is from RefSeq and is a predicted model, not a curated record. Gene Ontology annotation, molecular function: lipid binding; DNA binding; DNA-binding transcription factor activity. Lineage: Eukaryota; Viridiplantae; Streptophyta; Magnoliopsida; Solanales; Solanaceae. The transcript has 18 exons. The coding region runs from base 651 to 3185 and encodes 844 amino acids.
AAAGUAGCAAAAGGGGUUGGUUGGGUGAGAGAAAGUGUAUAGGGGGUCUCAAAAAGCUACCCACAUUUGUUGCCAAAAACUGCACCUGUUGUUCUGUUUCUGAAAAAAACAGCCUACUGUUUUCCAUUUAUUCUCUCUUCAAUCUUUUCACUGUUUCAGUUCUUUUGUGUGUACUUUUUUAGUCUGUGUACCUAUACACCAACCCAAUAGGAUAGUAGUAGUAUUUUUGAUUUAAAGAAAAAAUUGAAUCUUGGAAUUAUAUCCUAUUGAUACACAGUUGUAUCAUGUACAGUAGUAUUACAGUAUCAUGUAUAAUACAGUCUCUCUAGACAGAGUAUUAUUUAACUUUUGGUUUCUUGUGUGUUUUUCUUUUUCUCUUGUCCUGUGUGUAGACAAAAUACUUUAAUCUCUCUCUCUCUAUAAACAUUGCUGUGUUAAGAUAAAGACCUCUCUUCACUGGGGUUUUCUUGUAAAAACAAAUCUCAAGAAUAAGAGCAAGAGUUGGAGAUAGGGAGAGUGAAAAAAGAGGAGUGUUGAUGAGUGAAAGAGGAGGCUCUCUUAGAGGAGAGAGAGCCUGCCUGUUCAUGCAAGAACAAAAACAUCUGAGUUUGUGUUGUUGUUGAAAGAGAAAGAAAGCAGUGAUAUUGUGAAUGGCCUUGUGCUUGCAUAACAAGAAUCAGAUAAUGGAUAACAGCAAGUAUGUGAGGUACACACCAGAACAAGUGGAAGCUUUGGAGAGAGUGUAUGCAGAAUGUCCAAAGCCUACUUCUUUGAGGAGGCAACAGCUCAUUAGGGAGUGUCCCAUUCUCUCUAAUAUUGAACCUAAACAGAUCAAAGUCUGGUUUCAGAACCGAAGAUGCCGUGAAAAACAGAGGAAGGAAGCAUCUCGUCUCACGACUGUUAACAGGAAGCUGAGUGCUAUGAACAAGCUGUUGAUGGAAGAAAAUGACCGGUUGCAGAAGCAAGUCUCACAGCUUGUGUAUGAGAAUGGCUACAUGAAACAACAAAUCAAUACUCAGGUUAGCAGCACGACCACAGAUACAAGCUGUGAAUCUGUGGUCGUGAAUGGUCAGCAGCAAAGAAAAAACCCAACACCUCAGCAUCCAGAAAGGGAUGCGAAUAACCCAGCUGGUCUUCUUGCAAUAGCUGAGGAGACCCUGGCAGAGUUCCUUGGAAAGGCUACUGGAACUGCUGUCGACUGGGUGCAGAUGAUUGGGAUGAAGCCUGGUCCGGAUUCUAUUGGUAUUGUUGCUGUUUCCCGCAACUGCAGUGGGGUAGCAGCACGUGCCUGCGGCCUCGUGAGUCUAGAGCCCACGAAGGUUGCUGAGAUUCUCAAAGAUCGUCCUUCUUGGUAUCGCGACUGCCGUUGCCUUAAUAUACUGAGCGUAAUCCCUACAGGCAAUGGAGGGACGAUAGAGCUUAUUUACUUGCAGACUUAUGCUCCAACUACAUUGGCAUCCGCUCGUGACUUUUGGACAUUGAGAUACACUACAAGUUUGGAGGAUGGCAGUCUUGUGAUAUGUGAACGAUCUCUGACGACAGCUACUGGUGGCCCAACAGGGCCUCCUGCCACAAGUUUUGUCAGGGCUGAAAUGCUACCAAGUGGCUACCUCAUUAGGCCUUGUGAGGGUGGGGGCUCAAUGAUUCACAUUGUUGAUCAUAUUGAUCUAGAUGCUUGGAGUGUCCCUGAAGUUCUGAGGCCACUUUAUGAGUCUUCCAAGAUCCUUGCACAGAAGACGACUGUGGCUGCCCUGCGACACAUACGACAAAUUGCACAAGAAACCAGUGGAGAAAUCCAAUACACUGGGGGUCGUCAACCUGCUGUUUUGAGGGCACUAAGUCAAAGAUUAUGCAGGGGAUUUAAUGAUGCUGUUAAUGGAUUUGUUGAUGAUGGUUGGACUGUUAUGGAUAGUGAUGGUGUAGAGGACGUAACCAUUGCUAUAAACUCAUCUUCGACCAAAUUUCUCGGUUCACAGUACAACACUUUGUCAAUACUCCCUACCUUUGGAGGAGUCCUGUGUGCCAGGGCAUCAAUGCUUCUUCAGAAUGUCCCCCCUGCUUUGCUUGUUCGUUUCCUUAGGGAGCAUCGUUCUGAGUGGGCAGAUUAUGGGGUUGAUGCAUAUUCUGCUGCAUCUCUUAAAUCCAGUCCAUACGCUGUCCCUUGCGCCAGACCGGGUGGCUUCCCAAGUAGCCAGGUCAUUUUACCCCUAGCUCAGACUGUGGAGCAUGAAGAGUUUCUUGAAGUAGUACGACUAGAGGGUCCUGCUUUCUCCCCUGAGGACAUUGCUUUAUCACGGGAUAUGUACUUGUUACAGUUAUGCAGUGGAGUUGAUGAGAAUGCUUCAGGUGCCUGUGCUCAGCUUGUUUUUGCACCUAUUGAUGAGUCUUUUGGUGAUGAUGCUCCAUUGCUUCCAUCUGGUUUCCGUGUCAUUCCGCUGGAGCCUAAAUCAGAUGGCCCUGCAGCAACUCGGACUUUGGACUUAGCUUCAACUCUUGAAGCUGGAACUGGUGGGACGCGUCCAGCUGGUGAAAUUGAAGCAAGCAAUUACAAUCAUCGUUCUGUCUUGACAAUCGCAUUCCAGUUUAUUUUUGAGAGUCACUACCGGGAUAAUGUAGCUGCUAUGGCUCGCCAAUAUGUGCGAAGUAUAGUAGGCUCAGUUCAGAGAGUUGCAAUGGCCAUAGCACCCUCUCGACUGAGCUCUCAGUUGACGCCUAAACCCUUCCCUGGUUCACCCGAAGCUGUUACUUUGGCAAGGUGGAUUUCCCGGAGCUAUAGAGUGCACACAGGAGGAGACCUGCUUCAGGUUGAUUCUCAAGCUGGUGAUGCUGUUCUGAAACAGCUGUGGCACCACAGUGAUGCAAUAAUGUGUUGCUCUGUCAAAAUGAAUGCAUCUGCAGUUUUUACAUUUGCAAACCAGGCAGGUCUUGACAUGCUUGAAACCACCUUGUUAGCUCUUCAGGAUAUAAUGCUUGAUAAGAUUCUAGAUGAAGCUGGUCGUAAGGUCCUCCUAUCAGAGUUCUCCAAGAUCAUGCAGCAGGGCUUUGCCUAUCUACCAGCAGGAAUAUGUGUAUCUAGCAUGGGGAGGCCAGUGUCAUAUGAGCAAGCUGUAGCAUGGAAGGUUCUCAAUGAUGAAGAUUCCAACCACUGCCUAGCUUUCAUGUUCAUAAACUGGUCUUUUGUUUAAGUUAAAACAGUUAAUCUAUGUAAGACUUUUGGUAUUAGCUAUCAACCUUCUAAGUUAAUGUCGGUGCUCCGAAUGUUUUAAAUUAAGCUUGUAUGACUAUGUUGACAAGGAUGUUUGGUUGGAUCCCAACUCUAUAUCUGUUACAGUAUGACAUGUUAUUCCUGUUA